GGUAUAAGUAAUAGCCUGGUGCAUGCACGGACACAAGUGAAAAUACAGGUAGAGCCUUUUAAAUCUAACUUGGCCUAAUUGACGCACAAGUGGUCAUGUAAGAACUGUUUGGACAUUGUCCAAACAAACAAGAUGGCGUACCAGACGUCCUGGGUUUUACUGGCCGUUAUGUUAGAACUUAUUGUUGUAACCAAGGCGGACGUGUGUUACUAUGGUUACUAUUACAGUUACUCUGCCUCCCAUUAUUACUGUGACUCGGGAUGCUGUGGAUAUUAUUACAGCCGAAUCUGUUGCGAUUAUACGAAUACAGGACAAAUCGUGGGAUAUGUGUUCGGAGCGAUGCUAGUUAUUGGUUUUAUCGGAGUUGUAGUAUUUUUGUGUCUUAUCAAAAAGAACCGGAGUCAUGGGGCUAUAAUACGGCCUAGUAAUACAAACACAGUCACUGUCGCAACGGUUAAUCAGAUUCAGCCUCCACCCUAUGGACAGCCACAGCCCUAUGGACAACCACAGCCCUAUGGACAGCCACAUCCUUAUGGACACCCACAAAGUCAACCAGCCUACCCUCCACAAAGUGCUCUUCCGCCCCCACCAGCCUACACCGCGCCAUCCCACCCACCGCCUGCUUACUAGAAGACAGUGCCAGAAACACACGGGACAUCCUCGGAAAGAGACGCCGGGAUCACAAACUAAAUAAAGUAUUCGCAGAAUUCCUCUCCCUCCGCCGUACGGACAUUCCGGCCCGGAGUGCCUCCAGCUUGCCUACUACAUUGUACUAUAUUCGCUAGCGUAGAUUUCUGAUUACGUUUCUCUCCACGACGUUCGUGUAGUGUAACGUAAUCAGAGGCCUUGGCUAGCGAAGAUGGCCUACUACAACCAGCUUUCAACUCGCCGUCCCUCUAUCCUUCUACCGGAUCACAAAAUGGAUGAGGGAACGGAAAGAACACCUUAUGAAUUUCAACUAAUUAUUUUACAAUACCCAUGCACUUUAUGAAAGCAAGGAGAUGCAUUACUUAAUUCUACGUUAAGUAUUCUUAUUUGUUUCAUGGAUAUUUAUGUUGCUAUCCAAAAAUAAAUUUCGCUUAAAGUAUUUACUAAAAGAAUAAUAUGCAGAAAAUGUACCAAAAGCCCGAAGGAUUUGUUUCUAUUUUCCUGAUCCAAUAUGAAUAUGUGGCUAUUUUUUAUUGUAGUUGUGUGAGACAGGAUAUCAUCAAGAAUCUCCAUUCGGGCCGUUUGGUACAAACUUUUUUUUUCAUUUUAUAAUGAAAUUUGUUAUACUUUUGUUAACUUUGUACAAAUGACAAACAGUGUUAUCAUAUUUUCCUUGUCAAUAAAUAUUUUUAUUUUA
Pecten maximus is the source of this 1345-nucleotide messenger RNA. RefSeq names its product TM2 domain-containing protein DDB_G0277895-like. The record is from RefSeq and is a predicted model, not a curated record. Lineage: Eukaryota; Metazoa; Mollusca; Bivalvia; Pectinida; Pectinidae. The transcript has 4 exons. Bases 133 to 630 code for a protein of 165 amino acids.